This is a messenger RNA of Protopolystoma xenopodis, 252 nucleotides long. The record is from the annotation of a GenBank genome assembly. Lineage: Eukaryota; Metazoa; Platyhelminthes; Monogenea; Polystomatidea; Polystomatidae.
UUGUUUCAGACCGCUCUCACUGUUGUAGAUCGAAAUAGUAACAUUGGGCGGAGUGUCGUCGGAAAACUAGACAAAUCUUCCAAUUCCUCUUCCACUUCCACUUCCUCUUCAUCAUCAUCAUCUGCUUCGGAUACCAGCAGUGUGUCUAGUGAGGCAAGUACCGGGACUACCACUUCUACUUCGAAUUUGACAAAUAACACCGACAGCCCCAACAACCUCAGCAGCUUUAAUCGUGGUCGCCGGUCAGUUUAA